Messenger RNA from Cucurbita maxima (winter squash), 1581 nucleotides. RefSeq names its product probable trehalose-phosphate phosphatase J. Gene Ontology annotation, biological process: trehalose biosynthetic process. NCBI's taxonomy places the organism in Eukaryota, Viridiplantae, Streptophyta, Magnoliopsida, Cucurbitales, Cucurbitaceae. The transcript has 11 exons. Gene Ontology annotation, molecular function: trehalose-phosphatase activity. The record is from RefSeq and is a predicted model, not a curated record. The coding region runs from base 227 to 1363 and encodes 378 amino acids.
CACCUCCCUCUCUCUCCCCACCAUAACUCUCUCUGUUCUUCUUCCUCUGUUUUUCCUUCUCCCAAAAUUCCCCCUUUCCUAAUUUCCUCCGACUUGGGUCUCUCAAGCUUUCAAUCUUUCCGCAAAAGAUUUCCGUUUUUUGUGUUCUUGAAGCUCCCAAUUUGGAAAAACCACAAAUAUUUUAAUUCAAACAAGAAAAAACAGAGUCGUUGUUCUUGUAAUUCCGAUGACGAACCAGAAUGUAGUAGUUUCCGAUUCCAAAUCCGGCAUCAACAUGUCCAUCACCGUCGCCGUCUCCAACUCCUCCAUUUUCGCCACCACUGCUCAGAAACCGCCACCAGCUCCCGGCGGCUACAUCUCCAUUUCCCGUAAAAAAAUCCUCAAGGACCUUGAUGUUAAUGGCGGUUGGAUUGAAUCAAUGAGAGCUUCUUCUCCAACCCAUGUUAAAUCUCUUCCCCCCGCCACGGCCGCCGCCGAAGACGGUGCCGACGACCACCAUAACUCUUGGAUUCUUCAUCAUCCUUCCGCCCUGGAUAUGUUCGAUCUGAUUAUUCAAUCUUCGAAAGGGAAACAAAUUGUGAUGUUUUUGGAUUACGAUGGAACUCUUUCUCCGAUUGUUGCGGACCCCGACAAGGCUUUCAUGUCGGAAGCUAUGAGGAAGACAGUGAAAAAGCUUGCCAGAUGCUUUCCGACCGCCAUCGUCAGUGGCAGAUGCAGAGACAAGGUGUACGGAUUCAUUAGACUGGGGGAGCUUUACUACGCCGGCAGCCAUGGCAUGGACAUUAAAGGCCCAACUAAAACCUCCAAACUCAAGAAAGCUGUUAAUCAAGGCCUUCUGUUCCAACCUGCGAGCGAGUUUCUCCCGAUGAUUGACGACGUUUAUGAACAGCUGGUAGAGAAAAUGAAAUCAACUCCAGGGGCCAAAGUGGAGAACAACAAGUUCUGUAUCUCAGUGCAUUUUCGCUGUGUUGAUGAAAAGGAAUGGAAUAAUUUGGCCCAUGAAGUUAAAUCAGUGGUUAAAGAAUACCCAAAGCUCCGACUAACCCAAGGAAGAAAGGUUCUAGAAAUCCGUCCUACCAUCAAGUGGGACAAAGGGAAGGCCCUCGAGUUUUUGUUAGAGUCGCUAGGGUAUGCAAACUGUUCUGACGUGUUUCCUAUUUAUAUUGGAGAUGACCGUACAGACGAAGAUGCAUUUAAGGUUCUAAGGGAAAGAGAGCAGGGGUUCGGAAUUCUUGUAUCGAAAAUUCCUAAAGACACCCACGCUUCGUAUUCUUUGCAAGAACCUUCCGAGGUUAUGCACUUUUUGCAACGUUUGGUGCAAUGGAAGCGACCAUCUUUAUUAAGAAGACAUUGCAGGGUUUGAGAAGUAGAGAGAGAAAGAGUGGGAAUUCAGUACAUGUUGUAAUUUCCUUUUUCUCUAGGGGUUAGUAGUUAAAAAGAAAAAAGUAGAAGGGUCAAUGGGAAAACAAAAAUUGUAACUUUUUCCUUCACCUCGGUUCCCUUCUACUUACACAUAUCUGUAAACUAACUGUGUUUUAAGACCACAAAUAGUAUGGUAACUUACCCAUCUUUAUCUCUCAA